Trematosphaeria pertusa is the source of this 1568-nucleotide messenger RNA. Its product is annotated as Microcystin LR degradation protein MlrC. The transcript has a single exon. Lineage: Eukaryota; Fungi; Ascomycota; Dothideomycetes; Pleosporales; Trematosphaeriaceae. The record is from RefSeq and is a predicted model, not a curated record. Bases 36 to 1568 code for a protein of 510 amino acids.
CCAAGGCAUGCUCAACGAGCAAGAUCUUCUUCCGAAUGUCGCGCUUGCCGAUUAUUGCUAUCGCCGGGCUCGCGUGUGAGAACUCGACGUUCACUCCUUCACGCACCCGCGCUGCCGCUUUCCGUCCCAAACGAGGAGAAGAGAUCAUCCGGCACUAUGACUUCUUGCAAACUGACACAGCUCUGGGAAGGGCCGCGAUCUGGAAAGGUGCUCUGAUCGGCUACGCGCUUCCGGGUGGAAUUGUGGAAAGAGCGUCGUUCGAAGAGCUCGCCGGCGAGAUUAUCUCGCGCUUAACUGAUAUCUGUCAAUCGUUGGAUGAGCCACUAGACGGAUUCUGGUUCGAUAUUCACGGCGCCCUAUAUGUCGAUGGGUUUGAAGACGCCGAAUUUGAACUACUUCGUCGUAUUCGAACCGUUAUCGGCCAUACGACUAUCGUCUCCGCGUCUAUGGACCUCCACGGCAACGUUUCGCACGAGCUCGCGCAUGAAACUGACCUUAUUACUUGCUAUCGUACUGCCCCUCAUGUAGAUGUGCGAGAGACGAAAGAACGCGCGUGUCGCAACCUCAUCCAAGUACUGGACACGCAUAACAGGGGAGGCUCUCUCCCGCUAAAAGCUUGGAUUCCGAUCCCAAUCCUGCUCCCCGGAGAGCAGACCUCGACGCGCGAUGAGCCUGCAAAGCGUAUCUAUGCCGCCGUUUCUGAGGUGGAGAAAAGAAAGAGAAUUCUUGAUGCUGCUAUAUGGGUGGGCUACGCAUGGGCAGACGAGCCGCGAAAUCGCGCUGCAGUCGUCGUCACAGGAUCGGAAAGGGAUGCAGUUGCCAUCGGAGCGGAGGAGCUCGCACAGAUUUUUUGGACUUCGCGUGAGGACUUCAAAUUCGUCGCGCCGACCGGUUCCUUUUCAGAAUGUCUCAACAUCGCUCUCGCGUCGACGGAUCGACCGUACUUCAUCUCGGACUCCGGCGAUAAUCCCACCGCCGGAGGUUCCGGGGACGUUACUUGGGGCCUCACUCAACUUCUUGCGCGCCCCGAGUUCAAGGAUUCAUCUGGUCCAACCGUAAUCUACGCAAGCAUUCCAGGUCCCGCGGCGGUCGAAGCAGCUGCAAAAGCAGGCAUCGGAGCGACAUUGACAGUGACUGCCGGAGCCGAGGUCGAUAACCUCCAUGCCGGUCCCAUUACCAUGACAGGUCGCGUCCACUCCAUCAAGCAUGGAGACCCACAUGCGUGCGUCGAGGUCGUGCUGCAGGUAGGCAGUGUCUUCGUCAUUGUGACCAAGCUGCGGAAACCGUACCACAAGGAGCGCGACUUUGCCGAACUCAACCUGAACCCUCGAUCUGCGGACAUUGUAAUCGUCAAGAUUGGAUAUCUCGAACCAGAGCUGUAUGACAUGGCGAAAGACUGGAUGCUUGCUUUGACCCCCGGAGGCGUGGAUCAGGAUCUCAAGAGACUGGGCCAUCAUCGCAUUCAGAGACCUAUGUUCCCAUUCGAUACGGUUUUCAACACCGAGCCAGACCUUAGAGCACGGUUCAUUCCAUCUUCUAGAGAUCCGCUCGACGCGCACGAUAAAUGA